AUGGCUGAAGCAUCGGAGAGCCGCACGUCUGAGGACAAAGCAAGUUGUACUCGAGUCUCUGCCAAGAAUAACACAAGAAGGAGAUUUGUCGGAACUAAGUCUAAUGCUGGACAGACGACUGACAAACUCGCAGGUACAUUGUAACUGAUAUUGGCUCGUAAUUCACUGUGCACGUGCAUACGUUCACGUUCGAAUAGCUAGAGAAGGAACAGAUUUGAAUCGUUCCCACACUAAAACUGAUUUUUAGCGCAAUUUCAUCUUUUAUUUUCCUUUUUCGGUCGCAUUUCUUCCCUGAAGCUGCACACAAAAAAAAUUUUAUAGUCAUGUUGUACUCUAUAAAUGGAUCCUAAGCCCAAUAAAUUAAUUCGUUUUUGUUUUGUUUUGAUUUGCCUUAUUCGUAACCUUUCACAGUUACACAUAACUCAAUAUACUAGUCGAAAUCCUCAACCGUAGACCCGGUAUAGAUGCCUAAGUUUCUGAGCCUGGGGGAAAAUAAGGUAAUUAAGAUUUUCGCUCAGACCAAUUUCUUCAUUAUUUAUUUGUUAUGGUUCAAAUCUUUUGCUUUCAUUUUUUUUUAACCAGUUUAAAAUAAUUGUCAAACUAGCCUAAAAUUUUCAAACUGGCUUAAAAUUUUGAACUGUGUUUUCAAGUUACAAGAUAUCUUUUACAAAAUUUACAUGUAGUCAAGCAUUCAUUUAGCCCUCUGUUAUUGAAAUGCCCUCCAUUUCCUGUUAUUUUAGAAAUAGGAGCAAAUAAGAGAAGAGUUGUUCGUCAGAUUCCAGAUGAGAUUGUAAACAAUCUUGAGCUGCAAGAUGCUGUGAGACAGGUAAAUAACGAGAAACUUCACAUGACCCUGGGUUCACUUGACCUUUAAACCCCGUAAGUGACCAGGAAAGAAUUUCUCCUUACAAUAUCAGUACAAUAUCAAGCAGACAAGUGAUGAGAAUAAAGAAAAAUAUCAAAACUGAGAUUAUUAGCUGAUCCAAUACCCAACUUCUCAGAACUAACAUCAAAAUAAUUGUUGUGCAGACAGCAAGGACUGAAUUACUAAUGAGAUCUUGGAAGUAAAAGGGUUGAAAAAGUAAAUUAAUUUAUUUAAAGCUCCUUUCGACUGAUUUAGUUAAAUAAAAUCCAACUAGAAUCAUCAUGGGGAAUUUUCAGCCACCAGACUGAGGGUAAAAAACGGAAUAAAAAUGUGACUUCCUCAAGUAUAAAUGUAUUGUAAGUUGCUCUCCAGAAACCUAUAUCCUUUUUGAUAUCACUGAGGCCUGUGGGAUUGUUAUUUUAGAAUCAGGUCUUAUUUUUCAAGUUUAUUCUAAUUUUGCAGUCUGUGUACUGAAUUAAACAUUGUUGUCCAUCCACUUUUAUUUCUGGUACUGUUUUUGUGCGUAUUUGAAAUGUGACGCAUUUAUAAGAGUGUGUUCUGGGUAACUAAUUUUUCUGGAAUGGUCAUCCCCAAAAACAGGUCAUAAUAGUUUAACCAACCAGCUACAAUUCAUUUUCUAUAUAUCAGAUUUUCACUUAAUAUAGAGAUCAGGGUAAUUAUUACUUUUCUGACUGAGGUAAUUAUUCCUUUUACAACAGUUACCUCCUAACUACAAUUUUGAAAUCUUCAAGACAGUGUGGAGGAUUAAAGAAAUAAAUGCUAAAAGAGGUAAAUAAGCCACUUUAGUGGUUAAUUUUUGUUUGUUGCUGUGUUCUUAUGCAACACACUUGACUCCACCUCAUAAUGCCUCUCUCCACCUGAGUGCAAAGGAAAAAAGAUGAAUUCUUUACCUGAACUAAGUGGCCCUGAUCCUGUGGGAGCUUAUCUGGGUUUUCAUAGCAUGAAGCAACAAGGAGUAUUAUCAGUACAACUCCCCCCCUGAAUGGAAUGCUGGUCCAUCACUAGGUUACUCCCCAGCAUUUUAUCAGACUUCCCUGACAAUUGGCCAGUAUCCAUUCAUACUCCUGGGUGGAUAGAGGCACUGUGAAAAUAAAGUGUUUUGUGUUUUGACCAAGCCAGACCAGUACUUGGUCUCAAACCCAGACCUCUCCAGCCAGAGUCCAGUGCACUAACCAUUAUGCUGCAGCAUAAUGGCAUCUUCCAUGAGUACAAAAGAAAGGGUGAGAUGGAAAUGCAGUACUCCUUAUCAAUACAUACUAUAGAAAUCAUGAUAAGCUUUAGUCCUUCUGUCAUUUGAUCUUGUAUGCAGACCUUGGCCUUCAAAUGUUGCCAUGAAAAAAAUGGAAAAAUAUGGUGUCAUCUUCAACCACAAUAGGCAUAAAUCAAUGUCAGUUUCAUGUUCUGUUUUUUUUUUUUUUUCAAUCAUCAGUGGCAUUACAGUUCCCUGAAGGACUUCUCUUGUAUGCUUGCACUAUAGCAGACAUUUUGGAAAGGUAUUUCAAACCAAUUCCUACCAAACUUUUAAAAUUGUAUUUUGUUAUUUGUACACAUAAAUUGUUUGAUACAUUUCAUAUGUUGGAAGGAUUGUAAAAAGUAGCAGUUGAUAAUUAUUUCACUUUGAAUGGACUGCAAGCCAGCUGUUUACCCACUGACAGCUUGCCUAAGUAUAACAGGCAUUUGUCAAUUAACAAAAUGAUUCCAUAUUGCUGUGUAUCUGUUCAGUAAUAGUGUGUCACUGAUGGUCUUACACAGACCUAUAGCAAUGCAGUGUAAUCUAUUAAUUUGUUUUAUGUGAUAACAAAGCAAAAUGUUAUCAAUGGUGACGUCAAGUAAAUUGUAUGCAUCUCUCCUACAAAUUAGCUCAUAUUAAGUAAAAACCAUUCAAAAUUCAUAAAUCAUGUAAUUUCAAAUAUUUUCAGCUUAACACUUGAAACUUCAGCUUUGAAACUCUUCAUGGUGGCCAAUUUAUGCUAUUAACUCAGUUGAUAAUACUAAAUUAUCCUGUUAUUUACUCUCCCACCAAUGCAGCACCACAGUUUCUUUAGAAACUUACCCCCUUUAUUCAUUUAUGAUAUAAUAAUUAUAUGACUUAUGGAGGAUUCUGAAGGAUUACAACUGUAAGAUAAUCUGCACAUGCAUACUUUUUCGCCCAUGACUUCAAAAAAAUUCAUACAGAAAGUGGCUCAGGUUUUCAGCUCUGGAUGACUGCCAUUGUACUCAGUGGGACUUUUGUGUUAGAUUCACAGGUUGUGAUACAGUCAUCAUGGGGGAUGUCACAUAUGGUGCUUGCUGUGUUGAUGACUUCACUGCAAGGGCUCUUGGUUGUGAUCUUAUGGUUCACUAUGGCCACAGCUGCUUGAGUAAGUUGUCAUGGUUGUUAAAUGUCUCAAAAAAAUGUUGAUAGACAUCACUUAAUCUUCUUCAUCAUAAUGUAAACUCAUAUUAUACCACAACUGAAUCCUUUCUGCCUUGAUCUUUUUCUUCUAACCUCCCAGUUUCACCUUUUGAAGUCCCCUUUGUCUCACCUUCUACUUCAUAGUUCUUUCAAGUUGCCCUGUGUUUUUAUUGCCCUUGCUCUCUGUUCUCUGCUUGAAGAUAUGUCUAAGUUUUGAAUGAUAUUUUUUUGAGGAAUCCUUGCUUUAUAACUUUGAUGCUUGAGCAACACAACAGUUCAAUGUCAGUAGCAUGGUAUUUUGAUGCAAACAAUAGUGUUGCAAUCAGUGGCUAUGAAUGUAUGAAAAAAAUUCAAGCCUGUGCUGGAUUCAAACCCAUGACCUUUGCGAUACCAAUGCAGUGUUCUACCAUUACUGAGCUAACAAACCAACUGGGAGCUGGUCAUUAUGUUGGUUCAUAAUAAAACCAUGAAGAGAUUAAUCAAUUUUUUUUUUUUUGGAAUUUUUUUAAUUGUGACUUAUUUAUGUAUAUAUUCACUCAAACUAGCACCCGUGUACUAAACAAUAAGCAAGUUCAAAUAAAGCUUAUUACUACUACAAUGACCAUGAAGAUAGUUGGUUGCAAGUUAGCACUUUCUUUUUAUCAAAUAUGGUUAUGAAGACUGAAAAUGACACUUUAUUAGACUAAGUUGUUUUGGUACAAGAUAUCCCUCAUGAAAUUCAACUCAUUAUAUUUGCAACUUUUGGUCUUUUCUAUUGAUGCAAAAUUGAAAGACCCUAAACAAUUAGUAACCAUAUAUACAGUACUGUAAGUAAGAUAAUGUGAAAAGGUUCAUUAUUUGUUCAUUGUUUUAUAGUUCCUAUUGACUCAACUAAAGGAAUAAAGAUGUUAUACGUAUUUGUGGACAUAAAGCUGGAUGCCACACAUUUUGUCAACACAGUCAGACACAAUUUUGAAGCUGGAAAGUCACUUGCACUUUUGAGCACAAUCCAGUUUGUGACAACACUUCAAGUAUGUAUUAAAUGAUUACACUGAUGGGACAGUAUUGGGAUCAUGUUUAUUGUUGGUACUCUUGACUGAUAUAGCGGUCAAUAUAUUGGUCGAGAGUUGGUCAAUACUUAACCAAUAUAUUGAUUGACAGUCGGUUGACUGCUUCUUCUGGAUGGGAGGAGCAUCUCACAUGGUUCACUAUCAGGCAUUUUGUCAAGUUUCCAUGACAACCCACUGGUACCCAUUUCUCUCCAAGCUAGAGAGAGGGGAGAGAGAAUGCAACACAGUGACUUGGCUGAGACUUAAACCCUGUGGUUUGGACCCAGUGUCUCCUUUUAUUGUGUUCAUACUUUCAAAUAAUUUUGACAUAUAUGUAUUUAAUUUGUUGUUUACCCAGGCUGUAUAUCAAGACCUGUGUAAAGAUUAUCAGGUAGAGAUUCCGCAGUGUAAACCAUUGUCACCUGGAGAGAUUCUGGGCUGCACUGCUCCCAGAAUAAAAGACAAGGAUGCAUUCAUGUAAGAAAAUUAUUAAGCAAAACAAGGAAAUAAUCAUGUAAUUUAGUUCAUUGUGAAUUUAAGAAAACUGCACCAACUCUUUCAUAGUGAGUAUUCUUAAACAAAUUGAACAUUCUUUUGAAAAUCUUUCUUAUUAUUUGUAUUCAUUGGUAAAUCUAGUUGUUAGUACUGUAGUGGUUUAGUUUCAUGAAAAAUUUGCACCAUUAGAUCUGAAGCUAUUUGCUUAUAAAUAAAACAAUGAUCUGAGCCAAGGAUCACUGUUACUUUUAGGAUGAAAAUAAGGCAGUUUGUUCGUGUUUUCACCAUGUCCGUUGUUUUGUCAGGAAAACUCCCAUCGAGCCUCUGUCUUAUUUCUGGAAGAAUUGUUUGGCAUUCUUCCUGCUGUGUCCAUGGCAUAUUUAUUGUUUAGCGAUGUUGCCUAGCGACAACGGUGCCCACUUUGACUAAAAUAAUCAUGUUUGUUCUGAAGACUAACUUAAAAUCAUUUAACCCUUUCAUUCCCAAGAUCUCAUUAGUAAUUCUCCUUGCUGUCUACCAUGCAAUUCUUUUGAUGUUAGUGUGGAGAAUUAAGUAUAAUUUAGUAUCCAUUUAAAACCGUUUUUCUAAACCGUUUAACGGAAAAGCGUUAGUGUCCGUUUUCCCAUGGAGGGUCACAUUUGAUACUGGAUGAACUUCAACUACCCUAAUUGAUAUUUUCCUUUAGUUCAUCACUUGUCUGCUUGAUAUUGUAUUGAUAUUGUAAGGAGAAAUUCUAUCUUGGUCACUCAUAGGAGUGAAAGGGUUAAUCAUUUAAUUGGGUGGAAAUUGAGUAAAAGAGUUAUCAAAAACUAAAUUGGGAAACAAAGUGGGUGUUAUGUUUUUGAUUAAUGUGUUAUUAUUGCAAUUAUUCCUAAUUAAAUGUUUGUUUUGUCACUGUAUUUACCAUUUUGAUUGUAAGAAGCGGCUAUCAUUUAGGCACAUGCUACCGACCACAGCAGGUACUUGUUUCAAUUUUUUCUCACUGGAAUGAUCUUUAGUUACUUAGGUGAUGGAAGGUUUCAUUUAGAGGCUGUCAUGAUUGCUAACCCUUCUACACCAGCAUACAGGUACACAUAGAGAACUUCAAGAGGCAGAUUUUUUUACGUGUAACAAAUAGCCUUGCCUUGCCUAACAUGUAGCUUCAUAUUAUUUCAAUUGGUUGCAGUGCUCAACAGCUAGAGAGGCAGCACAGAUUGAGCCAUCAUUAAAGCCUGAUUUUUCAGACCUCUUUCGUGUAAUUCUGUGAAUAAAAAUUCAUCACUUUUUCGAUUACAAAAUUGUUUGCCUCUAGUAAAGGCAUACUGUCUGUGUGGACAGAGUGCGAUUCCCGUCUGUUCCAGUAUUUUCCCUAUGCCCUCACUAAAACAGACCCCCUACCGCCUUGUACGCUUUGGAUUGUUAGAUAUUGUAUACCUUUCUGGGCCUUUGAGACAAACAACUUUUAACUAAAAUUCUACUGCAAUUUCGCUUUCAUCGCAGAUACGAUCCCUAUAGCAAAGUGUUUUCCAGGGAAUAUUACGAUAUUGAUGCCAUGUUUCAAGCGAGGAAAGACGCCAUAACUACAGCGUCAAGAGCUAAGAAAUUUGGACUCAUUCUAAGUACAUUGGGAAGGCAAGGAAGUCCAAAGGUGCUAGAGGUAUUGCAUACAGUUAAAAUGUGAAAAUUUUAUAAGUAAAUAUAGUUUUGAACGGAGUUCUACUUAAACCUUCAGUUGUGCGUUGAAAGUAAUCGGCAAUCAGUUCGCCAUGUCAUGGGUUGACUGACGUGAACAAUCCAAGCUACCCUCUCAACCAAUCAGGUGCAAGGCAAAUAUCAAUCGUGACUCGGUCAAUAAUGUUGCUCUCACUGUACCUUUUAAUUUUAGUUCCCAUCGGGUUUUGAUUAUAUUUUCGUAGUGAUUGUAGUGAUUGGACAUCUGCUGGUGACUACUAUGUUUUUGGUAUUACGGCGCACUAUCGAAAUGCACUCUAAGACAUGACUCAAACUCUCUCUGGACAAAAUCAAGUCAUUCUCGCAUCUAAAUAUAAUUUUUUCUGAUGCAAUUAACUUUGGGGGAGGCUGCAAAUUUAAAUUUAAAUUCUCCAGUUUUCUUACGAUGUAAUGUGUGGAAUAUUUUCGUCUAUGCAGAGGGAUCUCUAUUUUUUGGGCAUCCUUAUUUAAACGUUUUCUCCAUUUGAGGGACACAAACUUUGAUUAAAACCCUUGUAUUCGAUGCCGUCAUUGAGGGGAUAUCCCUAGUUCAGGGAUAUUUUGCUCGUGACGGCUAUUAUUCAUGUUAUCAUCUUUUCCAAAGAGCUCAUAAAGCAGAUUUCAUGAAUCCUUUCGUCUUCUAAUUUUAUCUGCAGAAGUUAGAAGAACGAUUCAGCAAGGCGGGCUUGGAAUAUGUAAUUGUACUCAUGUCUGAAAUAUUUCCGGGUAAACUUGGAUUGUUCGAGGACGUGGAAGCGUAAGUUGCUUUUCUUGUCAAGAUGUGAAAACUGCUUUCCGUCGAUAAGAUAAGACAAGAACCGUCUUCACGUAAAUUCUGUUUUGUCAAGUGUCCUUAACAAAAAUCUCAUAUUAAUGAGUCUUUUUCCAAUGUGCCGCCCCCCCCCCCCUCCAAAAAAAAGAGAUAGGCUCCAUAUAAUUAUUAUGAAAGCUAUUGAAAGGUAGUGCUUCUUCAAUUUUUGAAAUGUAAAAGUUUGGUUGAGGAAUGAGCCAUCUUCCUUCUUCCGUCGAUGACGAUAUAAAAUUUCACUGUAUGGGAAACUUUCCCAGCAUGCUACUAAAAUUCGUUAAAUUGUCAAUUUCAUACUGUGGUCCGUCUUGCCUGUGAGUGUGACUCCAACCCAUCUGCGCAGGCUUCGUACGAGUCCUGGAAAACCUGGAAAGUCCUGGAAUUUUAUUUGACUUUUUCCAGGAUGGAAAAUCGUGGAAAAAAGACUACAGGUUCUGGAAAGUCCCAGAAAUCUGUCAAAAUCAAGCAAUAAAGUUUUCAGAAUUAACGUUAUAAGAAUUCUAUGUCGACUGUAAGGAGAAUUGAUGUUGAAAUCUUGGCUAUGAAAGGGUAGGAGAGGAAAUUUGGAGACUUGGAGAAAUCAGCCUGAGUCCUGGAAAAGUCUAGAAAUAGUCCUUGAAAUUUUUUCCUGAAAAAGGGUUCGAACCCCGUCUGCAAUUAAAACGUAGCUUAGCUUCCAAGGGAUUUACUGAUAUUUAUUUGUCACUUUGUAGAUGGGUGCAAGUGGCUUGUCCACGAUUGUCCAUUGACUGGGGCUACGCUUUUCCUAAACCUCUACUGUCGCCUUAUGAGGUAAAAUAAUUGAAUUUCAUUACUUUUAAAUCCAGUUGAGCAUGUUAGCAAAUAUCUUGAAUGGUAAGGUCCAUGUCAUCUGCGGGAGACAAAUGUUUAGAUGCAUUACACAAAUGUUCAGAUGCAUAACACAAACCGGGAACUUAACGGUUCUCGUUUUUAUACAGAAACUGAAUCAAAUAGUUUCAAUUUCGAGACUAACAACAAAAUGCAAGUAAGCGCAGGUAGAGACAUUUUCCACCGGGUGUCGAAAAGCGAUAUGGAAUAGCUUUGUUUUUACUUUCCUUCACCCUGUGAUUGGUCCAAAAAACUCGCGCCACCAUCUCAACCAAUCAGAUGCAAAAAUAAAACCCAAUCACGACUUGGUGACUCGCGUUUUCCCGCGCUUCAGGGACGUUGCCUGUUUUUACUUUGAGUUCUCAUUGGUUAAUGAUGAUGUUAACCUUUGUUCUGAUUGGUAGUUGUGAUUAGUUUGGUUUUGACUUUUGGACACUCACUAAAAAAAACCUGCUCUAAUGCGAGUCCCUAAGUGUAGAUUCGUUUUAGUUUUUUUCCGAUUGGAUGAGAGAGUGACGUAAGUAUCUAGACCCAUCAUAGAACGAAAAACAGCAAAAGCAGUGGUAUGGAGGUUUGCUUUGCUUUUUCAGUCAGUUGAAAAAUGUUCUCAUUGGAAUUUUUUUCGUCUAAUUUUACAGGCGUCAGUUGUGCUUGAACAAAUCAAAUGGCAAGAAAAUUACCCAAUGGAUUUUUACGCAAACGCUAGUUUGGGACCCUGGACUGUGAAUAAUGAGCGGAACAGACAAAUACCGGUUAGCAGAAGAAAAAAGAAUUUACACACAGAAAAGCUAUCUGCGGAAAAUGUUCCAUCAAACGUAGAAGUCAAAGAAGGAUGUGAUGGACAAACUAAGGAGUGUUGUGGGAAAUGCCAUCAAGAGAAGCUUCUUAAGUUACAAGAUGAUCUGAAAACUAGUCUACAGUAAUACAGAGUGCUUCGAGCGAAAACAAUCGCCUUGGAACAAAAGAAAUAUGGGAAACAGAAGGCUCCUACCUUAUCUUUCACUUGAAUGGAACAGAGAGAUUUGCGAUCGAUCGUCGCCAAACCAAAAUCACGUCGGCCAAUCUAAAAUGGAAAAUAUCACGAGAAGUAAAUGAGCAGUGAAAACGGGUUAAGCGCGGGAAAACAAGAAUGUUUAAACUAUGAUUAGUUAUAACAAUCAACGAGCGAAUUGAAGCACAACCAGGAACGCCAAGUAAAUGUCAACAGCCUGUUUAACAUUAAUGUGACUGAGUUCACAAGCAGGCGAAUCGCAAAUAAAAUCAAUCAAAUUGAUAUCUUACGAACGUAAUGUUAGGAGAACAGCAAACUCAGUCAAAUCAAGAAUUUGAAAAAGUUUAGGUUCUUAAAAGGACUAUACAUUGUACACAACUUACACACUUUUGUGUUCUGUCAAAUCAAUCAAUCAAUCACCCCGAGACACAAAAUAAAACUGGCCACACGAUCAAAAAACAUCUAUCUUAAUUUAAGGGGGAGUUGUAAUGCGCGUG
Pocillopora meandrina is the source of this 9638-nucleotide messenger RNA. Lineage: Eukaryota; Metazoa; Cnidaria; Anthozoa; Scleractinia; Pocilloporidae. The record is from the annotation of a GenBank genome assembly.